AUGCCUCGUUACGAUGAUCGAUAUGGCAGUAACACUCGCCUCUAUGUUGGUCACUUGUCUAGAAGGACUCGUUCUCGUGAUCUGGAUCACAUUUUCAGUAGAUAUGGAAGAGUACGGGAUGUGGACAUGAAGCAAGAUUAUGCCUUUGUUGAGUUCAGUGAUCCGCGGGAUGCUGAUGAUGCAAGAUAUAGUAUGAAUGGCAGAGAAGUUGAUGGACAUCGUAUUGUUGUGGAAAUUGCCAAGGGAGUGCCACGUGGACCUGGAGGAGUUAGAGAGAAUGCAGGCAGGGGUCCAGAUCCUGGUUCUGGACGCUGCUUCAAUUGUGGCAUCGAGGGUCACUGGGCUCGAGAUUGCAAAGCUGGAGACUGGAAGAAUACUUGUUAUCGCUGUGGGGAAAGAGGUCACAUAGAAAGAAACUGCCAGAAUAGUCCUAAGAAGCUCAGCCGUGGUGAGCGUUACUCUAGCUCCCCUGUGAGAUCGCGUUCUCGUCGUGGAAGAAGCAGGAGUCGUAGUUUCAGCCGAAGCCGUAGCUACAGCCCAUCAAGGUCGUCUUCUAGAAGACGAGUUGCCAAGCACGCAGAAAGGAGAUCGAGAAGUCCUAUCUCUAGUAGAAGUCCCAAGCUAAGGAAACGUAGUCCACCCUCCAAAACAAGGAAGCGCAGUCCAACACCUGAUAGGGAUAGCCCAAGAGAGAGAGAAAGCUUUUCUCCCCAGAGACAGGGAUCGGUUUUAGAUCAAGAAACGUACAGUCAAAGUCCUAAGGAGUCAAGCAGAAGUCCUCCGAGUCCUGCAAGGGAUAUCCCAGCUGCUAGGAGGUACUCUGAGAGCCCCCACGAGGGCAAUGAGGAGAAACGCAGCCCCAGUCCAAGGGAUGACAGGAGCCCUGUCGAUGACGAUGAUGAUAAUGAACACUCUCCAAGAGGCAGUGAGUCCCCAUGA
Messenger RNA from Fraxinus pennsylvanica, 939 nucleotides. Lineage: Eukaryota; Viridiplantae; Streptophyta; Magnoliopsida; Lamiales; Oleaceae. The record is from the annotation of a GenBank genome assembly.